This is a messenger RNA of Suillus subaureus, 1217 nucleotides long. Its product is annotated as DUF431-domain-containing protein. Bases 128 to 769 code for a protein of 213 amino acids. The record is from RefSeq and is a predicted model, not a curated record. Lineage: Eukaryota; Fungi; Basidiomycota; Agaricomycetes; Boletales; Suillaceae. The transcript has 8 exons. Gene Ontology annotation, biological process: peptidyl-arginine methylation. Gene Ontology annotation, molecular function: protein-arginine omega-N monomethyltransferase activity.
GUUCGAGUUGCACGUGGAAGAGCAAACCAACAGAUGCUUGCAGGUGAUUGCAGACUGAUUCACACCAUCUGAUUCUGCAGCACGCAAUAAUUCGAAAGUGACGGGAUCGUAUCUCGCACCGUCAAUCAUGACAUUCACAUACGUGAUCGAACACAUGGAGGAGGAUGAAACGACCCCAAAAUCUCUCCCGCCCUGGGUUGAGCUGGAAUAUGCGCAUAUGAUCAUGUUGGCUGGCAUCAACGGCCGGGUUGAGUUUACGCAUUUAUCGCACAACUCUAGUUCAUCACUUGAUGCCCGGCUGGCCCCUAUCAACGAAUCCGCUGCAUCAUACCAAGUCCAUACUCAGUCGGUAAUGGAAAUGCUGGAGCAAAAUAAUAUUUCGAUUACAAGGGUAUGUCUUCUUGACCCGAAAGCUCAAACAGCGCUCGCUCCAGAAGAUGGCAAGAUUUUUGAUCAUUUCUUGUUUGGGGUGAGUGAUGAUCCCCCUCGUGAUCGAACAUCUGAGCUCCGUCAACUUGGUUUCCCUUCGCGUCACCUGGGUCCAAUGCAGAUGACAACAGAUACUGCACUCGGUGUAACGAAGCGAGUUGUCGACGACAAAGUGCAACUUAAUGCGAUACCAUACGUGGACUUUCCGACUAUCACAUUCAAUGCUAAAGAAAGUGUUGAAAUGCCUUUUCGGUAUAUUGUCAACGGCAAAGAACCUAUUUUACCCCCCGGAAUGCGGGAACUUCUGCACGAGGAUCCUAACAAAAGUUUUGACUUCUAAAAUCACCUGCAAUGUUACAUAGUAACUGCCGUUAUGAGGUUUACACAUGUUAGUCCCCACACCUCCCCAAAACAGUUUUGCGCCCUCAUACAACAUCGUCUUGUUUCUCAGUAUGACUGACUGGAGGUUUUCAGGAAUUGAAACCUGUUGAAUAUGUAAGUAUCUUAUAACAGAAAAUUGCUCAACUAACGAAUGAUAAGUAUUUGGUGAGGAAAAUCGCAAGGGAAGAAGACAACUCAUGCCUGUGUAAACGAAUUGACCUGUUGCCGUGCUCGAGGGGAGUAUAAAACAGGACGCAGCUGGUUGAUAAGCAAGUGAUUAUCGGCGUCCCGCACCACGGGUGGGGGAGGUCAGGAUUUGGACAAUACGUUUUGCCUGUAACUGCCUCCCUACAGAAGUGCAAUCUCCGGAUGCCGACCGAGGCACAUCCCGAGAUGACCUACCACAG